Molecule: messenger RNA, 4464 nt
Organism: Lampris incognitus (smalleye Pacific opah)
Lineage: Eukaryota; Metazoa; Chordata; Actinopteri; Lampriformes; Lampridae
Gene: cnp
Product: 2',3'-cyclic nucleotide 3' phosphodiesterase
Exons: 4
Coding region: 138-2339 (733 amino acids)
Biological process (GO): cyclic nucleotide catabolic process
Cellular component (GO): membrane; cytoplasm
Molecular function (GO): 2',3'-cyclic-nucleotide 3'-phosphodiesterase activity
Source: RefSeq, a predicted model, not a curated record
CUCGAGGGCCGGGGUGCGUGCUCAUGCCCCGCUGUCAUUGUUCAGUGUGAGCUUCGUGUGGUCAGCGACUCCCGCCGACUAGGUUUCAGGACCGCUUUGGUACACAGUGGCGUGUACAGUCUGAAAGACACCCAGACAUGGAUACUGAGAAGACUGGCGAAGUUUUAGAUGUUGUGUCAGAAACUCAACAGCAGUCAGAGAGUUCAGUGGAAAAAGUGGUUGUGUCAAAUUUGGAGACUUCAGAGAAGUCUACAGAGCCCGAGAAAUCCUCAGCUACAGUUGAAGAAACUGAGCAGUUGGCAGUGAAUGGCCAUGAUGCAGAGCUAUUGUUCAUGAAUGACAAGGAUGACUCGCCAGAAAUUGUGACAGGAUCUGUAAAGCCUUCUGAAGAAAAACCAAAAAUGACAACCAUGGACUUGCCUGAACAAAAUGAACUACCAGAUGAGUCUCUUGAGAAGGCACAGGAGUCCAAGGAAACUGAAAAACUGCCUGCUGCAACAGAGCAACCACAAAUGGGUGGAUCAACAGAAAAGGUCUCUGACCCAGCUACAGCUUUGAACACAGAACCAGAAAACAUCCUGCUUGAACAGCAGCAGCCAGAGCCAGAGAACAGCCCAGAACAUGUGCCUUUGCAUGAGCCUCUGGCAGAGAGUCCCUCUGAACCAGAGCCAGAGAAAUUGGUAGAAUCAGCCCCAGAAGCUGAACUACCAGAGCCAACGUUACCUGAUCCAGACAAGCUACCAGAGCUGUUGGAUGAAGAACAGCCCAACCAAGCAGAUAGAGUACCAGAAAAAGUUGAGAUUAAAGCAGAGGCUGUUAUGGAUACUCAGCCAGAAGAAGCUGACAAAGUUGUGGAAGAAAAAGAAAUGCCUUCACAACCUACGAAGGAGAUGGAAGAAAAAAAACUAGCAGAGACUGAACCAGCAGGAGUUGGAAAGAAGGCACCGACAGAGUUGGAGGAAGAAUUGGGUGCAGAAAAGCCAAUGGAGGCUGAGAUAAAGUCACCAGGGGCUUUAAACAUAAAAGCUGCAGACGCGGGGAAAGUCGAACCUGAGAAGUCAGUAGAUGCUGGUACUAUGAAAGCAGAAGAAGAGAGAGAGGGUGCAUCUGGGCCAAAAGAAGGAGAAGUUCAAAAAGAGCCAGAGAAAAUCCCUGCUCCAGGUACCCUGUCCUUUCCCCUACUGGAACAGGAGCAGACAAAAGCUGCCCUGCGAGCCUCUCGUACCCUUGUAGUGCUUAGGGGUCUGCCAGGCAGUGGGAAAACCAUCCUGGCACAGGCCAUCGCUGAAAGCUACCAGGACCUUUCCUCGGUCUUCAGUGCAGACGAGUAUGGUGUAAAACCUGAGAAUCCAGAAGCAUCUGCAGAUGGAUACAAAGCUCUGGACAAGGCUGUGGUGGACUGUUGCAGUGCAGGAACGGCAUCCUCCUUGCUAAUAGUGGUUGAUGACACCAACCACACCCAGGAACGUCUGGCCUGUCUGGGGGAGAUUGCUGAGCAGCAGCGGCUGGUGGCCAUUUUCCUGGAACCUCACACAGAGUGGAGCAGAGAUCUGUCACAGCUAGCCAACAGGACUGGACGAGGACUGAAGGAGUCCCAAAUCCAAGCCAUGAAGGAUCCGUUUGAGGAGACAUCCCUUCCUCUUUACUUUGGUUGGUUUCUUUUUCCCACAGUCCAGGAAAAGGUCCGGUGCACAUCUAUGGACUUCCUGAAAACAUUGGACACUUUGGAUGCCUUCAAGAAACACUUGACUGAUUUCACAGGGGAAACUGAGAAGGAGGUGGAUCUAGAGCAAUAUUUCCAGGCAAAAGGAAGCCUCCAUUGCACCACCAAAUUUUGUGACUAUGGCAAGGCAGAGGGAGCCAAGGAGUAUGCAGAGAUAUCGGCUGUUAAAGAACUUUAUAGCUCUGUGUUCGAGCUGUCUCUGACUGCUCUCUUUGUCACACCUCGUACCGUUGGCGCCAGAGUUUCACUCUCUGAGGAGCAGCUUGUGCUGUGGCCUGCUGAUGCUGAGAAGGAGGCAGAGGCUGCCAUCCCCAAAGCCGCCUCUCUGCCUCCAGGCAGCCGUGCCCACAUCACUCUGGGCUGUGCCGAGGGCGUCGAGCCAGUUCAGACAGGGCUGGAUCUGCUUGAUAUCCUGGCUUUGGAGCAGCAGGGGGAGGUGUUGGAGGAGAUGGAGCUGGGAUCCCUAUCCUAUUACGGUAGCGGAAGGUGGCUGCUGAGCCUGAGAGAGCCCAUCUCUGUCAACGCCUGCUUCUCCAGUUUCUAUGGGCCCAAGAAGGUUGACCAGACCAAAAAAGAGGCUGAGAAGAAAAAGAAGCCAAAGUGCACCAUACUGUAAAGGGUAAAGGUGGGAUGUGUAGCUGGGGAUGACUGGUGUAAUAAUUUUAGGUUUACUCUGUGGAAGGUUUGUGUGUUUGUGCUAUGUUUAGGGUUUCUGAUAUGACCACCCUAAAUUCACAAGCUGUGUGCCUUUUUCCUGUUGAUUUGCACCACAACCCAAGAUGCCUUGAUUCCAUUUAGAUCAAGCUUUUCAAUAUCUUGUUAUGCAUAUCAGUGCCAGAGUUACAGUACCUUGCUAUUUACCUAGAAGGGGUGCCAUUAGAUGCAGGAUUUGACAAAGGUAGUACAGCUUCCCGCACCUCAAUUUUUGUCUGGAACUAUUAGAUUUCCUCCUCCAUAAAUGUCAGUGUUCAGGAGCGUGAAUAAUGCACUAGGUAUUUUCAUUGCAUGCAUCCCAGGUUUAACAGUAUAUCGGCUUUAUCAUAGUUCAUACAUUUUUCUCAUCUAAUCAUAAAUAGCUUAGCCUCUUCAAUGGGCUUCAAUUUGACAGUUUUCUGGGGUUAAGUAGGGAGUUGAUAGGCAGCUGUCAUUUCUGUGCAAGUGUGUGUGUGUAUAUGUGUAUCUUAGGAAAUUGUCAUAGUAGUAUAUGGUCUAAUGUUAUUCAUCUGGAAGUGUAUUAGAAUGAAUGUCAUUUGUAGAGGUCCUUCCUUAAAGAAUAUUUGCAUUGUGAAAAAGGGAGAAUGCUAAUGAAUUUGGCAUUUGUUACAUUAGUUUGCACUUAGUAUUGAUCAAAUGCUGUGAAUUCAAAUCACUUUUUGCAAUCCUUUUCUACUGCGCAAGACUGCGCUAUUGAUCCCUAUCACCCGGUCUGUAAAACCUAUUGUUUCUCAAUUUUAAACUUGCAUACACUUUGACUGUCUUUUUUUUUCUUUUUUUUAAUACAACACCCACAACUUUAUUCUUGCAUGUCAACCACUCACAGCCUUUGUUCUUUUGGAGUGCAGAGGUCAUAAAAAAAAAGGUCAACUUAUAUAAGACAGUAUCCAUAAAAACCAAUGUUCUGAGCUGAAAUUGGCUUCCAUGACCAGGUGAGCACAUUGGAUUGUUCUACCCAAAAAGCUUCAGCUAGAAUUAGACCAUUUUUAAAAAAAAAACUAGUUUGCAUCAUGUCUUUACGGGGAGCACUUUAGGGCACAAAUAAAAAAAAACAUAUAUAAGUACAGAAGUCACACCUAUGUAGAUACUAAUGACUAAGCGAUUUUUAAAUCACAAGAGGUUAAGAUAUAGAUAUAUUUCUAGCCUUUGCAGGGGAAAAGCUGUUGCCUUGAGAAAGCUAAUUCGGAUCCAAGUAAACCCAAGAAUCAAGCACAAUCCCAGUUGCUCACCUUCUCAGCCUCAUAUUCAUUCAGGUAGUCCUGCUUCUCCUCAGCAGUCAACUCCCUCCACAUUCCUCCAGUGAUCUUUCCAAUCUCCCACAGCUUCAGUCCUGGGUUAGAUGCCUUCACCUGGUCCCAAACCUUCCGGCUGUACUUUAUGUAAGGCAUCAGGAGCUUGUCUGGAGGUUUAUGGGGGCUUUGGGAUGGUGAUGCCCAAGGAGUUCCUGCUGGAGCCUCCGGAGCUCCUUCCCAGCAGACAUUAUUGUAGGCCAGAUGGCUGUGAGGGUUGUAGCCCACAAACCCUGUGGUGGAAGGCCUUUGUGUUGUGGGGGCUGGAGGAGGUAGAGGGGCAUAAAAUGGCUGUUUUGACAUUUUUGAGGUUGGUUUGAGGAGUUCAAGCUAUGAUCAUCAAAGGAAGUCUGAUUUCAUUCAAUUGAAGAGGUUAUCACGGCUGUAAAACCGGGGGUGCAACAAAAUUAACAAUUUUACACUAACAUGAGGAUUUAAAUAUCAAUAUUCCCUGAAUCCUACUUUGUUCCCUGCUCUGACUGUCGGUUUUUUUUGGGUUUUUUUGAAUGAGUCCUGCUUAUGUAGCUCUUAUGAAUCACUAUUUUUGCACUUGUUUUGUACACUUAAUAAAAUGUUACGCUUUGCUUCAAAGUCGUGUGGUAUGUAGUCUUGUCAUAGUAGUAUAUGGGCUAAUGUUAUUCAUCUGAAAGUGUAUUAGAAUGACUGUCAUUUGUAGAGGUAUGUAGGCACAUGUACUUUUAGUUGUACACUUAAUAAAAUGUUACGCUUUGCUUCAAA